CCACCCCCGGGAGGGGCCGUACCGGCAGCCCCGCGGUGGGACGCGCCGCCGUUGGAGCGUUCGGCGGGCAGCGCGUUGCCGAGCGGGGCCAUGGCGAGCUACGCGCGGCUGGGUGCCGCGGCCAAGGUGCCCCUCCUGGGGCUGGGCACGUGGAAGGCCCCCCCAGGUAAGGUGGAAGCCGCAGUGAUGGCUGCCAUCGAUGUUGGGUACCGCCACUUUGACUGCGCCUACGUGUACCAGAAUGAGAAGGAAGUUGGGGAUGGGAUCCAGCAAAAAAUCAAGGAAGGUGCUGUGAAACGAGAUGACCUCUUCAUUGUCAGUAAGCUAUGGUGUACGUUUCAUGACAAACCUCUGGUGAAGGGAGCGUGCCAGAAGACUCUUGCUGACCUGAAGGUGGAUUACCUGGAUCUCUACCUCAUGCACUGGCCUUUUGGUUUGAAGGCAGGAGAGGAGUUGUUUCCCACAGAUGACAAAGGCAUGUCUAUACCCAGCAACACAGAUAUUCUACAGACAUGGGAGGCCAUGGAAGAACUGGUGGAUGCUGGUCUGGUAAAAGCCAUUGGAAUCUCCAACUUUAACCGUGAACAGACUGAAAGAAUCUUGAACAAGCCAGGACUGAAGCACAAGCCUGCAAAUAACCAGAUCGAGUGUCAUCCAUAUCUUUCCCAGGAGAAACUUAUCAACUAUUGCCAGUCCAAAGGGAUCACUGUGACAGCAUACUGUCCACUUGGACGCCCUGACAGGUCUAAGCCAGAUGCACCUUCCCUUCUGGAUGACCCCAAGAUCAAAGAGAUUGCAGCCAAGCACAACAAAACCCCAGCACAGGUUCUGCUUCGCUUCCAAAUCCAGAGAAAUGUAAUUGCAAUUCCCAAGUCUGUCACACCACAGCGCAUUGUGGAGAACUUCAAGGUGUUUGACUUUGAAUUGACUAAAGAGGAGAUGGCAACCCUUCUCAGCUUAAACAGAAACUGGAGGAUCUGUGAAAUGAUCACGUGCAAAAAUCACAAGGAGUACCCUUUCAAUGCAGAAUACUGAAGACGCUUUUAUCAUGCCCUCCUGCAGGCCUCUGAGGUCUGAUGAGCUUCUAUGACUGUCUGAAGUUGUCCACCAUGUAGCUUACACACUGUAUAGGAAUAACUAUGCCAGGAAAGGCAUAGUAUAUGUAUUCACUGACUGUGGGUUUUUCUUCUUUGGUGGAAGGAAGUAGUGAAAUAUAUGGGCUUAAAUAAUUCUCUGCUCAUUAAAUGAGUGUCUGCACAGCUGAAAUAGCAAAGCAGAAGACAUGAAGAAUGAAUUAACAACUGAUCUGUCUUGCAUCGGUUUUCAAGUCAUUACCACUUAAGGCUGCAGGUAAGGAUAUGUGAGCACAAAAGAGAGAUCCAUCCUGAAAGAAUGAACUGCAUAAUCACUGCCUAAGGAUAAAAGGGAACAAUUAACUUUACUUCUAGCUUUCCCAAAGCUUUCUGGGAAAGAAGAAUAAAUGGGAGAAAUGUCUAGACGUAUAGAUGCAUACCAACUCAUACUGGGCCUUAUUUUGCUCACGCUCUUUUAUAGGCUGAACCCAGACAGAAAUUAAUGUUCAAUUUUCUUUGUAUCCAAAAUAAAAAUUGCUCAGAUUA
Falco peregrinus (peregrine falcon) is the source of this 1619-nucleotide messenger RNA. Its product is annotated as aldo-keto reductase family 1 member B1-like. Gene Ontology annotation, molecular function: aldose reductase (NADPH) activity. Gene Ontology annotation, cellular component: cytosol. The transcript is spliced from 10 exons. NCBI's taxonomy places the organism in Eukaryota, Metazoa, Chordata, Aves, Falconiformes, Falconidae. Bases 91 to 1035 code for a protein of 314 amino acids. The record is from RefSeq and is a predicted model, not a curated record.